UCAUUGGCUCAGGCGGUAAGAGCGGCCGUCUCAUUGGCUCAGGCGGUAAGAGCGGCCGUCUCAUUGGCUCAGGCGGUAAGAGCAGUAAGAGCGGUUGUCUGGCAGUCAGAAGGUUGCCAGUUCAAUCCCUGACGAGCUGGUUGGUGCCUUGCAUGGCAGCCAAUUGCUGUUUGUGUGUGAGUGUGUGUAUGCAUGGGUGAAUGAGAAGCAUCAGUUGUACAGCGCUUUUGAUAAAGGUGCUAUAUAAAUGCCAUGGGUUGGGGGGGGCAGGGGGGUUGGUUGGGGGGGUCAUGCCCCCCUGCCUACACCCCUACCCUGGGGCUUACACACACAUUUGUCAUUUUCUGCGGGCUUUUCUUUUUGGACAGGGGACGGUUUCAGAAACACUUCCCAUGUUUUCCAUGGAUCUGCUUUUGUUGCUUUUGCUGGAAGUUUUAGAAAUGGCAGGCUUUAUUUACUGAAAAGAGUGAGUGAGCCAUUGCAUUUUACACUUACUAAAUCAGGACUGUUCUGCAGAGGGAAGCGCCACAGGAAGAAGAUGUCUCAGAGUUGUCUGAACUGUUUGAAGUACACAAUGUGUGUUGUUAACCUCAUAUGCUGGCUGUGUGGAACUUCUAUCCUGGGUUUUGGGAUUUAUUUGAUGAUGAACUCCUCGCUCUCAUCACUGGUUCCCUCCCUGGCAUCCUUGAAUAUAGCCAAAUCCCUGGUCAUCACUGGCACAAUCGUCACCUGCAUAUCCUUUCUGGGAUUCCUUGGUGCCCUCAAGGAGAAUCGAUGCCUGCUCAUCUCUUACUUUAUCCUGCUGUUCAUCCUGAUGUUGGCAGAGCUGUCCGUUGCCUGUGUCCUGCUGAUAUAUGAGCAACAGAUCGACAAAUUUUUUGCCCAAGAGCUAAUGGGCAGUCUGGAGGAGUUGAAAACAAAGAACCAGACAAAUAGAGAUGACUGGGACACAAUCCAGAACAUGUUCCAAUGCUGUGGGGUCCAUAACAUGUCUGACUGGAAGGACAAUGUACCUGCUUCAUGUUGCAAUACCAACCCCUGCAAACCUCGACCACAGUACUGGUCAGAGGGCUGUUAUGAGAAGUUUAAGUACUGGUUCGAGGAGCACUUCCUGAUUGCAGGAGCAGGGAUGAUUGGCCUUUGCAUUAUUGAGGUCCUGGGCAUGUGCUUUUCUAUGACCCUAUUCUGCCACAUCAGCCGGUCUGGGCUGGGUUACAAGUAGAAGAAUUUUCUCUCUCUACCUCUUCUACAGGGACACUGAAUACCUGUUUGGGCUUUCAGUGAAAUGGCAGAUCAACUGUAAUCAAGCUCAUUAGACAGUAACAGAAGUCUUGGAUUGGUUAUUAUGUGGUCAUAGAAGUGUUUUACCCUGGCUAUUUCACUGUGACAAAACUGUUAUAUCCGGGUAAUUACAUUGUGAUGGAAUUGGAAUAUCCUGGUUAUAACACUGGCGGAAUUGUUAAAUCCUGAUUAUUACUUUAUGUCGUGUUAUCAUUGAAACAGCCAUUUAAUUUUGUAUCUGCCUUUAAUACAUAUAAUAAUAGUGAUAUAGGAUAUACAUUACAUUAUCAUGAUGUAAUAUUGUCCUAAUUAGCCAUUGUUUGACAGACCGUACUUAAUAUCAUAUAAGGAAAUGUUACUUAAUUUUCUGAAUUGAUUCUUAAUUGACAAUGUGUGUUAACUUGUAGACAAUCACGUGGUUAAAAAUAACCUUUUAUUUUGGAUCCUUAUUACUAUUAGACCACUUUCUGAAUUAAGUGCUUAUUAGGAGUCUUUCUCUGUCUCUCUCCCAGCAGACAGACAUUUGACCUUAAUGUCUCUGCUUCUCCUGGAAGGGGGUAGCUAGCACAUUCCGGUCUUAGCAAGGUCAACAAGGGGUAUUCAUGUCUUUUUGUUUUGCCCCCCCUUCUGGAAAAGUGUGUAGAAGACUCUUACUAAACUCAAGUUUAGCUAUCGUUGUUUUCACUGGGAUCUGUUUCAUCAGACGAUGCUCACCUGUGUUAAAAAGGGCAUUUCCCUAACAGACCAUUCAGAGGCUGAGUAUUUAACUUUAAUAUGUUUGUACUGUAGUCACUUGCGCUGUAGUCACUGUAGAUCCCGCUCAUUGUCCUCAUCCUAUGUUUUAUUGUUCUUGUUUAUCUGGCAUAGAAGCCUUUUUGUGCUAGAUUCAAGAUGUCAAAUGACCAUAUCUCUGAAAACCCUAAACAUUAAUUAAACAAAGGACCACACUUAACAAAAAUGACACUGAAAUUGAAAUAUUUCACAAUAAUUAACGCAAUUAUUAACACAUUUAUAAAAUAAACUAGAUCUGCUGAUGUUUUUUUGAGCAUUACACUGCUGUGACUCUCAUGUAAUCGUCUUCAUACUCCUGUGAUUCCCAUGUAAUUAGCUUCAUACUCCUGUGAUACCCAUGUAAUUAGCUUCAUACUCCUGUGAUUCCCAUGUAAUUAGCUUCAUACUCCUGUGAUUCUUUUUGUUUUUCUUAUUAAUAUUUCUCUGUAUUUGGAAUGUUUUUGGAAUUAAAAUAUCGUAUGGAUUUGGUUCUCUGGACCAUUGCCAUGAAAGGA
This is a messenger RNA of Conger conger (European conger), 2567 nucleotides long. RefSeq names its product leukocyte surface antigen CD53-like. Bases 248 to 1222 code for a protein of 324 amino acids. NCBI's taxonomy places the organism in Eukaryota, Metazoa, Chordata, Actinopteri, Anguilliformes, Congridae. The transcript is spliced from 7 exons. Gene Ontology annotation, cellular component: membrane. The record is from RefSeq and is a predicted model, not a curated record.